UCUGGCGGUGAAGCGCGGUGCACUCUGGGACACGGCACUGGCGGGAGGCGCAGGCCGGUUUCCGAGGUGAGGGUACGCGGGCUGCGACAGGAUGGUGAAGCUAACGGCAGAGCUGAUCGAGCAGGCGGCGCAGUACACCAAUGCUGUGCGGGACCGUGAGCUGGACCUCCGCGGAUAUAAAAUUCCUGUUAUUGAAAAUCUAGGUGCCACCUUAGACCAGUUUGAUGCUAUUGAUUUUUCUGACAAUGAGAUCAGGAAACUGGACGGUUUUCCUUUGUUGAGAAGACUGAAAACCUUAUUAGUGAACAACAACAGAAUCUGCCGUAUAGGUGAGGGACUUGACCAGGCUCUUCCCUGUCUGACAGAACUCAUACUCACCAAUAACAGUCUAGUGGAACUGGGUGAUCUGGACCCGUUGGCAUCUCUCAAAUCACUGACAUAUCUAAGCAUCCUAAGAAACCCUGUAACCAAUAAGAAGCAUUAUCGACUUUAUGUCAUCUAUAAAGUUCCACAAGUCAGAGUACUGGACUUUCAGAAGGUGAAGCUCAAAGAGCGUCAGGAAGCAGAGAAAAUGUUCAAGGGCAAACGGGGUGCACAGCUUGCAAAGGAUAUUGCCAGGAGAAGCAAAACUUUUAAUCCAGGUGCUGGUUUGCCAACUGACAAAAAGAAAGGUGGGCCAUCUGCAGGGGAUGUGGAGGCAAUCAAGAAUGCCAUAGCAAAUGCGUCGACGCUGGCUGAAGUUGAGAGGCUGAAGGGCUUGCUGCAGUCUGGCCAGAUACCGGGCAGAGAGCGCAGAUCAGGGCCGAGUGAUGAGGGCGAAGAAGAGAUGGAAGACGACACAGUCACAAACGGGUCCUGAGCUCUGCCGGAUGCCCUGAUAAGCUCUCUUGGGACAAGUCUUGCAUUUUGAGCAUGGAGUAACAACCUUGCUUGUGUCAGCAACGUGGAAUCUGCAGCUUUGCUGAAUGUUCAGAACUACUGCUGAUAAUUUUUUAAUAUGAACCUUGAAAUAGCAAUGCCAGUUUUCUACAAAUGGUAAAUAAAGACAACUUACUGUGCUGCCA
Apodemus sylvaticus (European woodmouse) is the source of this 1064-nucleotide messenger RNA. RefSeq names its product small nuclear ribonucleoprotein polypeptide A' (gene Snrpa1). Bases 92 to 859 code for a protein of 255 amino acids. The record is from RefSeq and is a predicted model, not a curated record. Gene Ontology annotation, biological process: mRNA splicing, via spliceosome. The transcript has 9 exons. Gene Ontology annotation, molecular function: protein binding; U2 snRNA binding. Lineage: Eukaryota; Metazoa; Chordata; Mammalia; Rodentia; Muridae. Gene Ontology annotation, cellular component: U2 snRNP.